This is a messenger RNA of Aspergillus affinis, 1341 nucleotides long. Its product is annotated as peroxidase. Gene Ontology annotation, molecular function: peroxidase activity; heme binding. Gene Ontology annotation, biological process: cellular response to oxidative stress; hydrogen peroxide catabolic process; response to reactive oxygen species. NCBI's taxonomy places the organism in Eukaryota, Fungi, Ascomycota, Eurotiomycetes, Eurotiales, Aspergillaceae. The record is from RefSeq and is a predicted model, not a curated record. The coding region runs from base 1 to 1341 and encodes 446 amino acids. The transcript is spliced from 3 exons.
AUGGCACCCCGACGUCCACGCCCACGCACAACCUCCCACUGGACAACACUCCUCACCACCCCCACCCCCCUCCUCAAUCUCACCAACCGCUCAAAACGACGCAUCCUCCAGGCCACCGCCUCCGACAUGACCACCGCCUUCCGGCGAAUCCGCCACCUCCUAGAAACAAAAAUCCUAAGCCCGCAACACACACAACCAAUCGAGAACGUGAUCGCGCAGAUUCUGAGAACCGAGGAACGACAUUCCCGAGACCUCGAGCGACAAGUGCGUCGGGUUGAGAGGCGCUCCUUGCGCAGAAGGAUACGAUGGAUGAAGGAGAGGCGGUGGAUGAGGAAGAGUUUUGUUGGGGUGUUGGGGAAGGCGAUGAAGGUGUUUUACCCCGGACGAAAAAUAUCGGCCGAGAUGAGCAACCCGGGGGAUUACAGCGCCGUGCGACGCGACAUUGUCGCCCAACUGAAGAAGCCCGAUUAUGACGACGGCAGCGCCGGUCCGGUUUUCGUUCGUUUGGCAUGGCACUCCGCAGGUACCUACGACGCUGAAUCAGACACCGGCGGCUCGAAUGGCGCCGGCAUGCGAUACGAAGCCGAAGGAGGCGACCCCGCCAACGCAGGUCUCCAACACGGACGAGCCUUCUUGGAGCCGGUGAAGGAAAAGAACCCCUGGAUCACAUAUUCGGACCUAUGGACGCUAGCCGGCGUAGUGGCCGUCGAAGAGAUGGGCGGUCCCAAAGUCCCCUGGAAGCCCGGUCGGACCGAUCUAGUCGACGACUCGAAGGUGCCGCCACGAGGCCGGUUGCCCGACGGAGCCCAGGGCGCCGACCACCUGCGAUUCAUCUUCUACCGCAUGGGAUUCAACGACCAGGAGAUCGUUGCGCUAGCCGGCGGACAUAAUCUGGGACGGUGCCAUAUGGAUCGGAGCGGAUUCGAGGGUCCCUGGGUGAACAACCCGACUCGGUUCUCGAAUCAGUUCUUCAAGCUGCUUCUCAAGCUGGAAUGGAAGCCGCGGACGCUGUCGAACGGCGUACAGCAGUUCAAUUAUGUGGAUCCCGAUGCCGACGAGGAUGACGAGCCGUUGAUGAUGCUGCCGACCGAUAUCUCGUUGAUCACGGACCCAUCGUUCCGGCAAUGGGUGGAGCGAUAUGCGGAGGACAAGGAUCUGUUCUUUGAUCAUUUCGCCAAGGUGUUUGGCAAGCUGGUCGAGUUGGGGAUUCGACGUGACGAGCAGGGCGCCAUCGUGAACACGGACAACGUCAAGGGCGGAUACGUGUCUGCACCGAAGAAGAGCAAUACCGCCACCGGGCCGGCUAAGAAGCAGGAUGGAUGUGUGCGAGCUCGCCUAUAG